Aspergillus luchuensis is the source of this 4773-nucleotide messenger RNA. Its product is annotated as CORVET complex membrane-binding subunit VPS8. Gene Ontology annotation, biological process: protein targeting to vacuole; endosomal vesicle fusion. Gene Ontology annotation, cellular component: HOPS complex; late endosome. The record is from RefSeq and is a predicted model, not a curated record. Gene Ontology annotation, molecular function: protein binding. NCBI's taxonomy places the organism in Eukaryota, Fungi, Ascomycota, Eurotiomycetes, Eurotiales, Aspergillaceae. The transcript has 3 exons. The coding region runs from base 1 to 4773 and encodes 1590 amino acids.
AUGAUCGAGACCAGUAAUGACUGGGCACGAGAGGAUGAGCUCGACUUGGGCCAGGAAGACGAUGAACACUCCCCGCCCGCCCACAACGGCGUCUCCGAUCAUGCCAACGCUCAGCAACCACCGGAACAUGGCCCAAUGGCUUACAUCGAGGAGGAUCUCCCCGGCGUAGCCAGCGAAAAUCAUGUUUCGGGAAAACCAAGCCCUCCUGUUGACGCCGAUACCACCGACCUGCCAUCCUCGCCGCAGUCCGGGCAGCCCGGCGCUCCCGGUAGCAUGGAUGAGACCCUCUCGACGCCAGAUGAUACCCCUUCUUUGCAUGGCUCUGUUCUAUCGUCGCGAAGCAGCAGCGCGUUAGCCUUCCGCGGCUCUCCUCACCUCAGCCCCAGUCCUUCCCAUCGCCCUUUCGAUCGUCGUUUCCAGUCAAGACUCUCCUCUGCAUCGCCAGUCAGUUUCCGACCGUCAUCCCCAUUUCUAGCCCAGAUUCACUCCCGAAAAUCUUCCCUUACUAGCCAUCUAUCGCCCGGGACCGUGGACUCGGGCGCGGACACCCCUCUGGGCCCGUGGGAUGUUGUGCAAUGGACUAGAUUGAGGAAGCUCAAUGGGCAGGCAUUCUCGGAAGUUGGUAAACGGAACUUUGGACAUCCCACCUGCAUGGUCGUUUCGACGUCCAUCGUGGUUGGUACGUCCAAGGGCAUCAUCCUGGUAUUUGACUAUCAGCAGAACCUGAAGACCAUCAUUGGACUUGGGACAAAGGCAAUUGAAUGUGGUGCGAUCACGUCGUUAGCGCUGUCAGCAGACCACUCGACGGUUGCUGGAGGCCACACUUCGGGCGACAUAUUUACCUGGGAGAUAUCACGGUCAGCACGGCCUUUCCUCCAUAUUCCCCCAAUACCUGCUAGUCAGAUCGAGACUCGAACAUCGGACGGCCAUAUCGCGGGUGCGCCGGUCAUCCAUGUGGGCUUUCUGGGAACGCGACGGACGGCACUCGUAUCUGCAGAUAAGCGCGGAAUGGCCUUCUCACACCUUGCUACUCGAGGAAUGGGCGCAAUGGGACGGACGGUAAAGACUACUCGGAUUUUGGGUCGCUAUCCUCAGGUUUUCGCGGAAGGCAGCCGACCGCGAAAGCCCAGCUCGGUCCUGGCAUUCUCGCCGCUCCCGCUCGGCAAUGUCGAGCAAUCCACCGACUCGCUAGGUUUGGUCGCCAUGCUUACACCGUAUCUCCUCGUCAUUGUUUCGACGACGCCUAUCGCACAGACACAACACAAGUCGCCCCGUCCGAAAGAAGUUACAGCUCACGGCGCCAUGACUGGAGCCCUUGCCUGGUUCCCCGCCAUCCGGCUCAAGGGCAAAGAUUCGGAGAUUUCCAAGACGAAGCUUGUAUAUUGUUGGUCCAAUGUGCUGACGGUUAUGGACGUCUCGGAGGUGGAAACCGACGAGUCGCCGAGCCGUGAUCGCCCUCCAAGCCUAUCCUUUAGACCCAGGAGCCGAUGGAAGGCCGACGAGGCGAUUGUUGCCGUGCAAUGGCUGAGCCGCUCAGUGCUGGCAGUGCUCACUAUCACACAGCAGUUGCUUAUACUGGAGGACCACACCAUGCGUGUUACGGAGGCUGUUGACCUCCUCAACCGGCACAUCUACCACGUGGAUUUGUUCUCCGCGCAGCUGCAUAACUUGGUCGAGCAGUUCAAUGAAGAGGACACAUCGAUGCAUGGAGUGGUGGCAGACGCCUUUUAUAUGAGCUUCCGUUCUUACAAAGGGCGCUUGUUUCUCUUGGGCUUCAACGAGAUGCUGAUCGGAAGCCUGUCGAACUGGGCGGAUCGAUUGUUGGCCCUCAUGGAAGCCGGUGACUUUAUCGGUGCGAUCCAGCUGGCGACAUCAUACUAUGAAGGUAGCGCCGAGAAGCUGACCAUUGGAUUACCGGAGGAGGAUGCACUGAGGCAGCCAUUGGUUCGAGAGAAACUCCUGGAAAUGAUCUCGGCUUCGCUGAAGUAUGCCUUUGGGCGGAAUACAGAAGCGAAUAGCGGAAGACUGGGGAACGGACAGCUUGAGAAACUAGCCGAGGUGUCCAUCGCGGCGUGCGUCUGUAUGUCCGAGGAGGACUUCCUUUGGGACGAGGUGUUUACCUGGUACGAGGAGAGUGGCUCACCCGGGAUAUUUCUGGAUGCGCUCGAACCGUAUAUCGUGGACGGGACCGUCCGCUCUCUCCCUCCGACUGCCGUGAAGGCCCUGAUCAAUCACUUCGCGACGAACCACAGCGUUAGCCGGUUGGAAGAGAUCAUCUGCCUGUUGGAUACCGCCACGAUGGACAUUGACCAGACCACUUCGCUGUGCAAGCAUCAUAAUCUGUACGACGCGUUCAUCUACGUCUGGAACCGCUGCCUGGGAGACUACGUGGGCCCGUUGCAGGAGCUCUUGCAGCUCAUUCCGACACCGGAGGCGCUCGUUAAUGGGGAGUCAGUAGAAGGGCUCAAGCGGUAUACUAAUGCGAUGAAGAUGUUCCCUUAUCUUUCCUUCGUUCUUACUGGGCGUGUCUAUCCUACCGGGGCAGACAUGGACGACGCCGAGGCGACCCGAGCAAAAGCAACCUUGUACGAUUACUUGUUCUCUGGCAAACCGUCUGGCACCAAAGCCGGGGCUCGAGCUCAGCCAGGCGGGUCGUUUCCCGAGCUCCAGGCCAUGCUGCGAUUCGACACAUCCAGUUUCAUGAGUAUGAUGAACGAGGCGUUUGAGGACAGCUUUUUGAAUGAGCAAGAACCCGAUGAGACUCCUGUCCGGGGAGUGUCCAUUAACCGACAAUAUCUUAUCAGCAUUCUGUUACAGGUUAUGACUCAGUCCUUCGACGCAUCUGAUACCAUUUAUUUAGACAUGUUCCUUGCGCGCAACCUUCCUAAAUAUCCACAAUAUAUUCUCCUCCCGGGCAGCACUCUUCACCAGGUCUUGGAGCGGCUGUGCCGAUAUCCGAGCCUGGAUAUGGCCGACGAUUGCGAAUUGAGCGCCGAGUACCUGUUGUCUUUCUAUCAUCCUCCCAACGUCCAGGGCAUGAUCCCGCUCUACAAGGAAGCACGCUUUUUCCGGAUUCUGAAAGCUACCUACCGCUCUGGAAAGCAGUACCCGGAGCUAGUGCGCACAUACCUUGAAGAUCCGAACGAGCAGGAGGCCAUCUUUACCUGUCUCCAUGACUGCCUUCGUCCUGGCUCAGGACUAGGUAAGAAACAGCGACGUGAUGUUGUCGACGUGGUCAAAGAGCAUGCUGGCCAGCUGGUCGCCAUCGAUGUGGAGAAGACCGCCCAGACGAUGCAUGGGCUCGCACCGGAACUCCACGGGACCUUCCUUGACAUCCUCAAAGAAGAUACUGGCCGGCAGUACCAGUACCUGGGCGUUGUGGUGCGCAUGUCUUUGCAGUCUGUGGCGGAGGGACGACAGGGCAAGCCCAUCGAGAACUGGAUGGUCGAGCGAUAUGUGCAGCUGCUCUGCAAGUAUAACCCGUCUCGCGUUGCCGACUUUGUAGAUGAUCUACGGGUCGGAGACGUCCGGCUGGAGGAACUGCUGCCAUCCAUGGAGGAGAGUGGGGUGGUGGAUGCGGCCGUGAUACUGCUGGCUCGACAAGGUCAAGUGCGGGCCGCGAUGGAUCGUCUCAUCACACACCUGGGGACUCUUGAGUCAGGGCUGGUAGGCAUUCUACAGAACCUGCACGAUAGCCCCGACUCCACCAGUACGACGGAGGCGAUCGACCAUCUCGUUGAGUCCCUUGACAAGUUUACGCGAGUGGGAACCUGGCUUUGCCAGGGGCAAAGCAAGACGGCGAAGAAUUCACGUGCGGUGGAAUGGAAUGGCACGGGUAAGGGUAAUCUGGAGCAACCUCUCUCCUUCGACGAAAGCCUUUGGCUAGAUUUUAUCGAGGCCGUCGUGCGGACGGCCAGCAGCGUGUUUGGCUUGGUGCAGCAAGAGCGUACAGCCCCAGUGACUCCGGCAACCAGCCACUUGAUGUCGGCGUUCCGCGCCCUGGUGCAGCAGGUGUUCACGUCGCUGCUGUCCAGCACGGUGCGGGUUGGUGGAUCAUCAAGCAGCGAGCGGAGCGACGUGAGCUUUCUCCGCAUUCUGCGGGCGUUCCUCACGCGGGCGGCCAGCUGGUCGCCCUCCCUGUUGGAACUACGGGCGGUACUGGCAUCAAUAUUCUCGGCUUACACGUAUGAGAAAUCCUUAUUAGCACUGGCUAACGGCAUGCUGGACCGGGACCUGUUUGUGCAUGUGGACGAGGUGACGCGACUACGGCAGCGGGGAUGGCGACCACGCGGGCAGGUCUGUGAAAUCUGCCGGCAGCGCAUCUGGGGACCUGGGGUUGGACCCCAGUAUUGGCAGGCGUGGGAGCAGAAACAGGAAAAGACGCACGAGCAGCGUCUCCAGAAACGACUUCAUGCACAGCAUGAUCCGGCGACCGCGCGGGGGAAGGGCAAGGCCGCCGAUGCAGGUCAGCCGCUCCCGCUGAUGGAUGGGCAUGCGGCCGCAGCAGAUGGUGAGGGUGUGAAUGGCGAGAACGCGACGGUGGCUGCUGGGCCGGUCGUGAUCUUUUCCUGCCGGCAUCUGUACCACCGGCGAUGUCUGUUGGAGGUUGACUCUUCGACUACUGCGCACGCUGCGCAUCCCCAGCACCGACAUCAUCAUCAGUAUCAGCAUCAGCAUCGUGGAGGACCGUUUCACCGAGGAGGAUCGGAGUGGGAGGAGUUGUUGGCAUGCCCGAUGUGUCCUGUACAUAAUGAACCAGCGAUGGCAGCGUGA